Papilio xuthus (Asian swallowtail) is the source of this 609-nucleotide messenger RNA. RefSeq names its product threonine-rich protein-like. The annotation marks the transcript as partial. The transcript has a single exon. The record is from RefSeq and is a predicted model, not a curated record. NCBI's taxonomy places the organism in Eukaryota, Metazoa, Arthropoda, Insecta, Lepidoptera, Papilionidae.
ACAACUAAAGCUACCGAGGCAUCUACAACUGAAGCUAUUACAACUUCUGAGGCAACAGAAACAUCUACAACUAUAGCAACUGAAGCUACUGAGACAACCGAGACUCCUACAACUAAAGCUACCGAGGCAUCUACGACUGAAUCUCUUACAAUUUCUGAGGCAACAGAAGCAUCUACAUCUAUAGCAACUGAAGCUACUGAGACCACCGAGACACCUACAACUAAAGCUACUGAGGCAUCUACAACUGAAGCUAUUACAACUUCUGAGGCAACAGAAGCAUCUACGACUGUAGCAACUGAAGCUACUGAGACAACCGAGAGUCCUACAACUGAAUCAACUGAGACAACCGAGACUCCUACAACUAAAGUUACCGAGGCAUCUACGACUGAAGCUAUCACUACUUCUGAGGCAACAGGAGCUUCUUCGACUAUAGCAAUUGAAGCUACUGACACAACCGAGACUCCUAUAACUGAAGCUACUGAGACAACCGAGACUUCUACAACUAAAGCUAUCGAGGCAUCUAAGAAUGAAGCUAUUACAACUUCUGAAGCAACAGAAGCAUCUACGACUGUAGAAACUGAAGCUACUGAGACAACCGAGACUCCUACA